AUGCCACUAGCGGUUAGCAACCAUUGGUAUUCAGAUGAACUACAAUUGCAUCUGUUAAAGGAUGGCAGUGUUGUUCGCCUAUUCUCAGCCGCACAAGAUUUUGGAGAGCAGUUUGUGGAACGUCAGAUGACCGAUCUCUUUGUGGUAGAUCUCGAGACACGAGACGUGUCACGUGUCAACAUCAAGGAAAACGACCCUGACACACCGGUUGCCAUGGCAACGCCCGUCUGGGCACCCAACAGUGACACCCUCGCAAUGUUCGAUGCGAGUGCGAAAAUCUCCGUUGCGGUUCGUACCGCUUCCUUUCAUAAGGUUUCAACGCAAAACGAUUUCGGAGAUGAACAGCUCGCUAUAGAUCUGAUGUGCGACAAGGCCAUAUUCGAUGCGCUCAGAGACUGUGGUGCAUGUGCUACG
Sphaeroforma arctica JP610 is the source of this 414-nucleotide messenger RNA. RefSeq lists its product as hypothetical. The transcript has 4 exons. The annotation marks the transcript as partial. The record is from RefSeq and is a predicted model, not a curated record. NCBI's taxonomy places the organism in Eukaryota, Ichthyosporea, Ichthyophonida.